This is a messenger RNA of Gongylonema pulchrum, 285 nucleotides long. The record is from the annotation of a GenBank genome assembly. NCBI's taxonomy places the organism in Eukaryota, Metazoa, Nematoda, Chromadorea, Rhabditida, Gongylonematidae.
GCAGAAGACGAUCAUGCGUAUGUGGAUGCUUUGCAAAAUCUGUGCGAAGCAUGGUGGGUUAUACUUCGGAACAGUGAAGAUAUCAAUGAUCUUGGCAAUUUUUCGAUUGAUUUUAAGCAAUCAACAGUGGGUUUUGUAACGGCAUUCGUGCGAACAAUUCCGGUUCGUGAGUGCGAUGAAAUGAAUGAUGAGGAUGAUCGGGAAGUGUUUGGUCAAAUAUUGGACAGUGUUGGGCGAUUCGCUUCCAAUUAUGUAUAUGAGACUUUGCCACUGAUUUUGCGGUAA